Gigantopelta aegis is the source of this 1435-nucleotide messenger RNA. Its product is annotated as glutathione S-transferase U20-like. The transcript is spliced from 2 exons. Gene Ontology annotation, cellular component: cytoplasm. The record is from RefSeq and is a predicted model, not a curated record. Gene Ontology annotation, molecular function: glutathione transferase activity. The coding region runs from base 408 to 1121 and encodes 237 amino acids. Lineage: Eukaryota; Metazoa; Mollusca; Gastropoda; Neomphalida; Peltospiridae.
UGUAGUAAUAUACUUAGUGGUGGUGGUGGUGGUAGUAGUAGUAAUAAUAGUAGUAGCAGCAGUAGUAGUAAUUAUAGUGAGACAAAUAAAAGCGGUUAGCGACGAGCGUUCGGGGUCUUCCGCUGGGAACGUGAUUGGGUCGUUAGGUAAAACCGUAUGAGUAAAUGUUAGGUUAAUUGGGGCUGGGGGUGGUCGUAAUUUACUGUAGUUAUUAUUUAAUACAUUCGACAGUGAACACUGCGAUUAUAUGUUAUGUUUUGUGUUUUGAUAAUUAUGUACUAAAUAUUAUUAUUUCAAUUGGUGUUUGUGUUUUAUUACAUGUAGUAAUUAUACGGCAUCCGGAUGAAUUUCGAAUCUGCGUGGAUGAGCUCCCGUGAGGGAGCCUCCAUCUCCUGUAGUCCAUCAGAAUGACAACCGAGGUUGUGAAGUUAUACGGCGCGUGGUUUUGUCCUUUUGUCCAAAGAGCUUGGAUUGCGCUCUUGGAGAAAGGAGUAACAUUCGAAUACAUCGAAAUCGACCUGUACGACAAAACUGAGGAAUUCCUGUCCAUGAACCCACGAGGACUCGUUCCCGCGAUCACCCACAAAGGCAAGUCGGUGUACGAAUCGACAGUCUGCAUAGAGUACGUCGAUGAAGCGUGGCCAAACGACCCGGCCUUGCUUCCGGCUGACCCCUUUGAGCGUGCGCAGACCCGAAUCUGGUCAGAUUUCGUUAACAAGAAAAUAGUACCCGUGUUUUACUCAGUUCUACAAAAUCAAGACAUUGGAAAACAGGAAGAAGGUAAAGUGUCUCUUAUGAGACAUUUGGAAACCAUAACAAAAGCGAUGUCUACGGAGGGUCCGUAUUUUUGUGGAAACCAUUUUGGAAUGGUGGAUAUCAUGCUGUUCCCGUUUGCUCUUCGGCUCCUCUGGAUUCUCGGUCAUUUCAGGGAGUUCGUCAUCCCGGCAGAGGGCGUGUUUGAGAGGUUUCACAAAUGGAAGGAAGCGUGCGACACACGUUCCAGCGUUGUUUCCACCCUGGUGAACAAGGAGAACCUGAUUGCUGAAUACGAAAGUUAUGCCAAUAAUAGUGCCAAAACUGAGGUUGCAGACGCCAUUAGAAGAGGAGAGGUUCUUCCUUAAUGACGUUGAAAUAGGUUGAACAUUUCUUCAAUACCUGAAUUAGCUUUUUAUGCCUUGGUAUAUAUAGCUGUCACAUCCUUAUUUAAGGUACAUACAUUUAUACUAGUAUUUUAACGAUUUGGUUUGGUUGACCUUUUUUGCGUCUUAAACGUCAAUGUUUCUGAACCUAUUUUGGAGGCUGUGGACACGAGGAGUCAAAUAUUACCAUCUCAACAGUUUUUUUUCUAUUCUUAUACUUAUUUUCAACGUUGUGGAACAUUACAACGACUAGGUAUAACUUUUUAUGAAACCAAAGUAUAAAUAUUACCACAGUU